Prosopis cineraria is the source of this 1920-nucleotide messenger RNA. RefSeq lists its product as uncharacterized. The transcript is spliced from 2 exons. The record is from RefSeq and is a predicted model, not a curated record. The coding region runs from base 122 to 1579 and encodes 485 amino acids. Lineage: Eukaryota; Viridiplantae; Streptophyta; Magnoliopsida; Fabales; Fabaceae.
UGUUCUUGCCGUCUUGUUCUGCCCCGUAUGUAAAUGGCACUCAAAGCGAGUUGCGAGGUCAUUCUUGCUGAGAGGUUCGCUUGGCUCGGUUAGUUAUCAUUUCUCGCUGGAGAGAAUUAGGAUGAAUCGGCCGGAAACACCUACACCCUCGCUCCUCAGCCGUCUGAUAUCAGCUUUAACUCUUCUUAAUUUAACCUUCAAUCUGUCCCAUCAGCCUCCUGCCGCUGCUACUCCUCCUUAUGAAGAUGGUCCUGAAGAGCAAUCUCCAGAAUCCUCUGAUGCCACCAUACUGGACUCGAAAUUCUCACCGGCUUCCGCUUUCGCUCCCUCUUCAACAAAUGGAACAAGGGACCGCUCCUUCCAUGUAGUCGACAUCGGGGAUGGCUCUUUCCUUUCAUGCUCGGAGGCUUCUUCCAAACCGUCCCAUCAAACUGCAGCGGCUUCUCCAAAGUCAACUCUGCAGAGUGACUCUGAUACGGGCUUCCCGCCACAACGCCCAGCAUCAGAUUCCAACUUCUCAUCGACGGCUCCGGCAAGCUCUUUUGAUGUGCUGGAAAACAUUCUAUUAUCAUCUCUAUUCACUCGCCUCUCUUCGAUCAACAAUAGGUCCUCGACUAGGGUUUCCUCUUCAUGGAAAGUGCCCUCUCCUUCGUCCCCGAGCAAACCCAUUCACGACCCUACUAUUCCAAAUACCCACUCACAGAUUUCGUGCGCGUCACAAGAAGAGAGUGAUAACAUGCGAGCUGAAACAAGUGGAAGCAGGGACCCCUCCUUCCAUGUAAUGGACGUCGGGGAUGCCUCCUUCCCUUCAUGCUUAUCAUCGUCUUCUUCCUCAGCAGUCUCUUCUUCCUCUUUUUCAUCAAAAGACUCGUUUCCUGCAUCUUCCACCCCAGCCCCCACCACCCAAAAUUCACAACCAAAGGCUGAAAUGUCAACUGAAGUGAACAAUCCUGGCAGCCUCCGUUUGAUGAGCUCGGGUACUUCGAACCCAUUAUUGCUUUCAUUAUCAGAAGUCUCUUCUCGAGAAGAAAGUAGUGCUCUAUCAUCUUUUUCAUCUGCAACACCUCUCAAUCAAGAUUCACAGCCAUCAGUACCUUUCCAUCUUUCACUCCAAUCGCUUUUGUCUUCCACCAUCCCUUCUCAACAAGGUCCAGCGACAUCCCUACAAAAUUCACAGCCAGAUACUGAAACGACAAGGACAGAUCCUGAUUCGCUCCAUGCGGUGGAGAUCCCUCGACAAUGGGGCAGGGUUUUACUUGUUGUUGCCACGUCUACUAUAAUUGGCGUGGCAUUCACUGCGAGACACCUCACAACCGCCGUGAUAUGCGUAGUAGUAAUUGCAGAUUGCAUUUCCAUCCCUUGUAUUUUGAUCGUCGACAAUCUGCUCUCUAAGAUUCCUGGCAAAACUAUUCCUUUCCUUGUGACAUUUGGACAAUCCAUGGCGAUGUUGGGGUUUUUUGCUUUAUCAUUUGACCUCUUACCUAGAUACUUUAAAAUUGUCCCUGUUCUCUUCUGGGUUGGCAGUAGUAUUGCAGUUUAUUUUGGCGUUACUUCCAAAAGAGAAGGUAAAGGCGCCUGAAAGAGAAGGAGAAGGAUCAGUAGGAGACAAGGGGAAGACAUUUGAGGCUUGAGGCUUUAUAACAUUACCGAACAUUAGGGCAUUUUCUCUUGGCAUGCGUGUACUUUUGGAAUACUUUGAGUAUUUUGACUUAUGUUCAAGUUUUUGAAUGGAUCAUGAGUUUUAAUUUCCUAUUAUUCAACUUGAUUUGAUAUGCUAUUUUUCGAUUGCUACUGUUGGCAUUAUGCUCAAGGGAUUGAAUCUUAUGAUGAAAUAUGGUAUUGAAACCCUUAUAUUUGGUAUGAAAUUUAUGUCGGAAUGUUAUUUGGAUAUUGAUCGAUUUAAAGGUUUAUGAUUUGCUA